This is a messenger RNA of Debaryomyces hansenii CBS767, 1065 nucleotides long. RefSeq names its product deoxycytidine monophosphate deaminase. Gene Ontology annotation, molecular function: hydrolase activity; zinc ion binding. NCBI's taxonomy places the organism in Eukaryota, Fungi, Ascomycota, Pichiomycetes, Serinales, Debaryomycetaceae. The record is from RefSeq and is a predicted model, not a curated record. The transcript has a single exon. The coding region runs from base 1 to 1065 and encodes 354 amino acids.
AUGUUAAUAGGUAUAUCUGGAACUCUUAGUUCGGGAAAAACAGAGGUUGCUCGAUAUUUGACAUUUCAAGGCUUUAAGUUGCUAGUGUUCAAGGAAAAUGGGGAUAAAGAGGUCGAAUCAUCCGGGUCUUGUGAAUCAGCAUCGGUAAUUGAUAUUAAAGAAUUAUCUAUCUCAAACGACGAUAUUACAACUAAGGAGAUAAAUAAUGGAUCGAUGGAACCGUAUAAUCUGUUUAAUGAGUUGGACGAGUUGCUUGAAUACGUUACGACGAACUGGCGGAUGAACUUUGUAAUCUCUCACAUAAGUGAUAUUGAAAUGUUGAAUUCGCUUCAGAAAAGACCAUUCUUUUUGCAUAUUUCGAUAGAUGCACCUAUACAGUUGAGAUUUAAAAGGUUUUCUAUUAAACAAAAAAGGGAGUUGUCUAUUGAGGAGUUUAUUUAUCAGUCAGAUAGGCUUUUAUUUUCCUCCACCAACCCGUUAAUUGAAAUAAAUAAUCAGGCGCAAAUUAAGAUUAUCAACACAUCUGCAUCGAUCAAGAGCUUAUAUGUCAAAUUGUCUGAAUUGAAUUUAUUGAACCAGGAGAGAUUGAGGCCUACAUGGGACUCGUACUUUAUGAGGUUGGCAGACUUGGCAGCUUUGAGAUCGAAUUGCAUGAAACGUAGAGUUGGAUGCGUUGUGGUCCGAGGUAAUAGAGUGAUGGCUACUGGAUAUAAUGGAACACCUCGUAACUUAACAAAUUGUAACGAAGGUGGGUGUUCCAGAUGUAACCAAGGACAAGGCAGUGGGGCUGCAUUAUCAACAUGUUUAUGCUUACAUGCCGAAGAAAACGCAUUGCUCGAAGCAGGCAGGGACAGGAUUACUGGUGGACAAACCGGUGAGAAUAGUGUUCUAUACUGUAAUACAUGCCCUUGUUUAACAUGUUCAAUCAAAAUUGUUCAAAGUGGCAUCAAGGAGGUUGUAUACGCCCAAAGCUAUUCAAUGGACAUAUUAUCACAUAAGGUGAUGUCGGAAGCUAAUAUUAUAUUACGACAAUAUAGUCCUCCAACAGAUGGCAUUUUUAUUUAG